AUGUAUAUACAAAUAAAAUGCAGAGUUGUAUCCCAAGGGCUGGGCAACUUAGUAUAUGUGUGUAUUAAACCCUUUCGCUUCUCUCUUCUUUUCUCUUUCACCAUCACCCACUUUAGACCCCACCACCACCCCUUUACUUGGCGCAUGAAGUCUGAAGUCCCUGCGAGCUUUGAAGCAGUCGUGGUCUCAACCAAGUUUUUUUUUGGAAGUGGUCUUGAAACCAGCUCAUUUAACUUGGUGAUAGGCAUCUCCUUAAUGACACCAGCACUCUUAUAUCUUCCCAGCCACCUUUACACUCCUUUUGGGCUGCACAGGCACAGGGAUAUGCUUAGCCCAAGAGGGUUCUGA
Podarcis lilfordi (Lilford's wall lizard) is the source of this 348-nucleotide messenger RNA. The record is from the annotation of a GenBank genome assembly. Lineage: Eukaryota; Metazoa; Chordata; Lepidosauria; Squamata; Lacertidae.